Molecule: messenger RNA, 16565 nt
Organism: Cephus cinctus (wheat stem sawfly)
Lineage: Eukaryota; Metazoa; Arthropoda; Insecta; Hymenoptera; Cephidae
Product: midasin
Exons: 16
Coding region: 134-16468 (5444 amino acids)
Biological process (GO): rRNA processing; ribosomal large subunit assembly
Cellular component (GO): nucleus; preribosome, large subunit precursor
Molecular function (GO): ATP hydrolysis activity; ATP binding
Source: RefSeq, a predicted model, not a curated record
ACACGUGCUCGACACGGACGGAUUUUAACCUGUGUGAUUUGCAUCGUGGCAUGCGGUGUUCAAAUAAACGGGUUUUGCCAAUUUUGUCAUUUAUCCGUUUUUUUUACAAAAGUUUUGUAGGGUUUUUUGAAAAAUGUUACUUGAGAAUUUAACGCUUUUAUGUGAUCGGGGUGACCAGUACAGAGCAGAGUUUGCUUCGUUCCUUGGAUCGAAGGAAUUGAGUAAAACUGAACAUGACAAUGUAUUGGAAUCAUUAUGCAAAUUAUUGAUGCAACCAGAGUGUGCCAAAGAUGUUGCUGAGUGUUUUCCACAGUUAUUACUAGUCCUUUUGUCGUUAGCCAUUGAGGUGGAUCAUUCUAACAAUUCAGAUUCUGUUGAUCCUGAAUGCUGCCACAGAUUAAAUUCAGUGAUCCUGGGAAAGCUUAUUCGUAUAAAUCCAGAUGUACUUGGAUUCACCCUGAAAUAUUUCGAAGUAAAUUCAGCACCAUUUGAGAACUUGACAAAUAGUUUGUCUAGACCAUCAAAGAGACAUAGACCAAAUCAAAAUAGAUAUGUAUCAGUGGUAUCUGAUUACGACAUUGUGCUGGCUUGUUAUAAUAUCUUGAGAGCUGCUACUGAUCACUUCAAACAUAAGUGGAAUUGGUCAAAGUUCUACAAAUUCUUAUUGAGCAACGACAAUAAAGUAAAAUGGGUAGCAUUAAAGUGUAUCGCAAUCGUACUGGAUAUGUCAGAAGCAUUGCGUUUGGCCUGUGCCAAAUCUUUGGUCGAAGAUUAUCAAAGUUUCCUGAUAGAUUACGAACACACGCGAGUAUCCCCAAUAUCUCCAGUGUCUGAUAAUUCAUUAAAAGAAGUAAACGAGAUAGUUAAAGAUGUACCAACAGUUGCAUCUGUAGCAGGAGUUCUGUUACCAGUCCUCCAUAGAAACAGACCGAAAACACAUCACAAUCUAAUACCAGUACCAUCGAUGGAAGAGAAUUUAAGAAGUUUAGCUCUUGCGGUGGCAUCCAGAAAAUGUGUAUGUCUACAAGGACCAGUCGGUUGUGGAAAAACAGCACUGAUCGAGUAUCUGGCCGAAAUAACAGGACACGGGACAGAGAACUUCACAAAGGUUCAACUUGGAGAUCAGACGGACUCAAAAAUGCUGCUUGGUACUUACCGAUGUACUGAUAUACCCGGAGAAUUCAUAUGGCAACCAGGUGUGUUAACUCAGGCAGUAACUGCCGGCAAAUGGCUCCUACUGGAAGACAUCGACAGCGCUGCCCUGGACGUAGCAAGUGUUUUGAGUAAUUUAAUAGAGACGGGUACACUAUCAGUGCCAGGAUAUCGAGAUAUAAUUUACGUAAAGAGCGGCUUUCAAUUAUUCGUCACUCAAAGACUGAUCACCUCAGCAUCCGGUGUGCACAGACAGCCUUCCGGUGCAUCGAAUUUACUUGAGAAAAAUUGGCUUCGCGUUAACAUGGAGCCUCUAUCAAGGGAUGAACUAGUAACCGUCGUACAGACGUUAUUCCCAGUACUGAAUACAAUAGCUACAAGAAUGGUAGAUGUUUUCUUGCUCUUCUCCAUGGGCCAUCAUGGCACAGAUGAUGGUAGCAGAGAAAGCUUAGCUUUAAAAACCGGAAGACUAACUUCUACCAGGGAUCUAAUGAAGUGGUGUUCAAGAGCCAUUAAGGACUUCAUGGUUUCUUCACCAGAAUCAGCCCUGAAGAUAUUCCAAGAUGCCAUCGAUAUAUUCUGCUGCUCGGUGCCAGACCAGGGACAACGAUUGAAUUUGGCAAUCGCCAUAGGCCACACGUUAGGUAUCGUCAAAACAAAAGCUCAAUACUUUUGCCACACGCACAAGCCAUCGAUAAUUCUGCAGCCAGACUUCCUGAUAGGUGGACGCUCCAAAGUUCCCCGGAAACGGAAGCACUACGCGCAGCUUGAUAAUGUGAAACUUAAUUUUUCCUUCACAAGACCAUCCGCUUGCUUACUCGAACGUAUCGCCAGUUGCGUAGCUCAGAAAGAACCUGUAUUGCUAGUUGGCGAGACUGGUACAGGUAAAACAAGUUCUGUACAAUAUCUAGCACGAAGCACUGGACACAAAUUAGUCGUUAUCAAUAUGAAUCAGCAGAGUGAGAGUGCUGAUCUCUUAGGAGGAUACAAGCCAGUUGAUUUUAAGUUCUUAGUAACACCUAUCCGAGAAGAGUUUGAGAUGCUAUUCAGAUCUUACUACGCUGUAGAACCAAAUAGAAAAUUUUUGGAGCACGUAGCACUGUGCUACAAGCAGCACAAGUGGAAAACUUUAGUGCAAUUGAUGAUACACAGUACAAAUGCAGCUGUAAAGAGAUUGAGAAAUAAAAUGUCAGAAUAUCAAAGCGGUGUCCAUGGUUCCAUUGGUAAGAGACGUAGUCUGGUGUCCAUCGAUGGAGGCAACAAAAAUGAAGGAGACUGCGAAAGCAAGUUAGAAAUGUUAACUAGAUGGAAUAAGCUAGCUCUCAAAUUAGAGAAACUCUCGUCUCAAGUGAGGACUCAGUAUUCACUGGCAUUUGCAUUCAUAGAGGGCAGUUUAAUAAAAGCUCUACAGGAAGGAUACUGGGUUUUAUUGGAUGAAAUUAAUUUAGCCAGCGCUGAGACUCUAGAAUGUCUAUCAGGAUUGCUAGAGGGUUCCUCGGGGUCGUUAUCAUUGCUAGAACGUGGUGAUAAGGAGUCGAUUAAAAGGCAUUCGGACUUUACAAUAUUUGCCUGUAUGAAUCCGGCAACUGAUAUUGGCAAGAAAGAACUUCCAGUGGGUUUGAGAAAUAGAUUCACUGAAUUCUACGUAGACGAGCUCACUGAACAAUCUGACUUACAAUUACUCGUGGGAUCCUAUCUGGGUGAAUUGAAUCUACCAACUGUCAAACAGGAAGCGAUAGUCAAAUUCUACUUGAAUGUUCGAAAGGAAGCUAUGGUAUCCUUAUUCGAUGGCACUGCUCAUAAGCCCCAUUACAGUUUAAGAACUUUAUGCAGAGCCCUCAGUGUUGCUGCUUCGAACCCUUGUUCAGCAACCCUGAGAUCCUUGUACGAAGCCUUCUGUUUGAGUUUCCUCACUCAACUCGAUCAUAAUUCCUAUCCGGUGGUCCAAGGAAUGAUAGUAAGAGCUAUCCUGGAUAGUAAAACGGCCAAAGGAAUUUUAUCAGCACCCAUACCCAAACCUAGAUCUGACCAGGAUGACGAUUACAUUAAUUUUGAAGGAUACUGGGUAGUCCGUGGCAAAAUGACACCAGAGACCCCUAAGAACUACAUCCUGACGGCAUCCGUUAGAAGAAAUUUGAAAGACCUGGUGCGCGUGGUUUCUAUUGGUAAAAUACCAGUUUUAUUACAAGGUGACACUUCAGUAGGAAAGACCAGUCUUAUCACAUACCUAGCCAAAGCUUCCGGUCACACUUGCGUCCGGAUCAAUAACCACGAGCACACCGAUCUCCAGGAGUACGUGGGAAGCUACGUAGCCGACGAGACAGGCAAGCUUGUAUUCCGCGAGGGUGUCCUGGUAGAAGCAAUGCGUAAAGGACACUGGAUCAUAUUGGAUGAGCUGAACUUGGCUCCUAGCGACGUCCUGGAAGCGCUCAACAGGGUCCUGGAUGAUAAUCGUGAACUCUUCAUACCGGAAACUCAACAGACUGUAAAGGCACAUGCGAAUUUCAUGCUCUUUGCUACACAAAAUCCACCUGGGUUAUAUGGCGGUCGCAAGGUCCUCUCCAGGGCCUUCAGGAACCGCUUCGUCGAGUUGCACUUCGACGAGAUACCAUCAAACGAAUUGCAAACAAUAUUGCACGAAAGAUGUCACAUGCCUGAAUCGUAUUGCAAACAAAUAAUUAACGUGAUGACUGAUUUACAAAUCAGACGCAAGAACACUGCUGCCUUUGCCGGAAAACAAGGAUUCAUAACUCUGCGUGAUCUCUUCCGCUGGGGUGAGAGGUACAGGCUUGCACCGGACGUGGGUCAGAAAUUGUACGACUGGAGUCAGCACUUGGCCGACGAAGGAUACCUGGUGCUUGCUGCCAAAGUAAGAAAACCUGAGGAAGCCGAUGAGAUCAGACAAGUCAUAAAGAAACAUCUGAAGAGGGACGUUGAUCCUGACACUUUGUUUACACUGAAUGAACGCACUUCCUCUGUAACCAGGCACAUCCUCGAGGAAAUAUUCAGCAAGGGUGCUCCAAGGUUCGAACACAUUGUGUGGACUUAUCAUAUGAGACGUAUGGCAGUCCUGGUGAAGAAAUCCUGUGAAUUUCGUGAACCGGUUUUACUAGUCGGUGAAACUGGCGGUGGUAAGACUACCAUAUGUCAAUUAAUAGCUGUCAUGAGCGGGCAGAAGCUUUAUAGCGUCAAUUGUCAUAUGCAUACUGAAUCCUCUGACUUUCUUGGCAAUCUUAGACCUGUCAGAGAACACAGUGAUCUUGAGAAUCAAAAACUGUUCGAAUGGGUUGAUGGACCUUUGAUAGAAUCUAUGCAGAAGGGAGGUAUAUUUUUAGCUGAUGAAAUCUCUCUGGCUGAUGACAGUGUACUGGAACGUUUGAAUUCUUUAUUAGAGCCGGAACGUAGUUUAUUAUUGGCUGAGAAGGGUAUAGAUUCAUCUGACGAGAGUGACAGUGUCAUAGUGGCUAAUGAGAACUUCCUGUUUAUUGGUACAAUGAAUCCUGGCGGUGACUACGGCAAGAAGGAAUUAUCACCUGCCUUGAGAAAUAGAUUUACUGAGAUUUGGUGCGAAGGAUGCACGAAGAGGAGCGACUUGCAAGAGAUCAUUGAACAUAAUUUAUCUAGGACGCUUGAAGCUGAUGCUGGAGUCAUUGCUAGGUCCAUGCUGGAGUUUGUUGAUUGGCUAAGCAGCUCUGAGGUUGGCAAGAGAUUUACAGUGAGCAUCAGAGACGUUCUUACCUGGGUGAAGUUUAUAAACGUAUGCACCAGCAAGCGUGGGAAUUUUCCAAAAUUAAAUAUUGGUGAUGCUUACUAUCAUGGAGCUUGCUUGACUUACAUCGACAGUCUUGGAUCUGGUUUAACUGGAAUGGAAAGUUCUGGAAAAUUGCAGCUGUUUAGGAAGAAUGCUUUGAGCUUUCUCAAGUCUCAAGUCGAGGGUCCACUGGGUUCAAAGUUAUCUGCAGACAUGGCUAUGGAGACUGAUACAAUAAUAGCUAAGAGGGCUGAUGAAUCUUUUGGAAUUGAACCAUUUUUCAUUCCAAAGGGACCAGGAAUUAUAACCGAGGACGAAUCAUUCACCUUCAUUGCGCCUACUACAGGAUCAAAUACUUUGAAACUUCUAAGAGGCUUACAAUUGGCUAAGCCAUUGUUAUUGGAAGGUAGUCCUGGCGUUGGAAAAACCAGUCUGGUAUCAGCCCUGGCCAAAGCAUCCGGUAAUACGUUACUCAGAAUCAACUUAAGUGAUCAGACGGACGUGUCGGAUCUCUUUGGGGCUGAUUUGCCUGUCGAGGGUGGACAGGGAGGAGAAUUUGCAUGGAGGGAUGGACCAUUUCUAAGAGCGCUGCGAGCUGGCCAUUGGAUUCUACUUGAUGAAUUGAAUUUGGCAUCUCAAUCCGUCCUGGAGGGUCUCAAUGCGUGUCUGGACCACAGAGGAGAGGUCUACAUCCCUGAAUUAGCGAAGACAUUUUCCGUCGAGCCUGGGACAAAAUUAUUCGCCUGUCAAAAUCCUCUUAGACAGGGUGGUGCCAGAAGAGGAUUACCCAAGUCGUUCCUGAAUAGGUUUACCCAAGUCUUCAUCGAUGCCUUGACUGAUAAUGAUCUGAAGUUCAUCACUGUUGCACAAUUUAAACAACUACCCACGGAUCUCAUCUCCAAGAUGGUGGACUUUAAUACCAAGUUAUCAUCCGAGGCUGGUGUUACCUGGGGUUACCAAGGUUCGCCCUGGGAAAUGAAUCUACGAGACAUCACCAGAUGGUGCGAGGCUACAGUCCAGUCUUGUCAGCCUCUUCCUGACGAAGAUUGCUAUUAUAAUCCUGGAAGAUGGGUGGAACUUAUUUAUAUAGACAGAAUGCGUACCCUGGAAGAUAAGCAAAAGGUUCGUGAGCUAUAUGCUGAACUGUUUCCUGUUGAGAAAUACCCUCUGCCACCUUCUCAACCUCUGAUCCACCUCACGGAAACUAAUUUGUACCUUGGGGAUGUAACGCUAACUCGAACCAACUCGUCAAUCUAUACUGACUCAAGUUUGUUGCUACUCAGAGAUCAGGUAGCAACAUUGAAGAGUCUUGCUCAGUGUGUCAAGAUGAAUUGGAUGUCGAUACUGGUGGGUGGAUCCGGAGUUGGAAAAAGCAGCGUGGUUCGCAUUCUGGCGCAGUUGGCAGGACGCAAGCUCAAGUCGAUAGCCGUGAACUCAGCAAUGGACACCACGGAAAUACUUGGUGGCUUCGAACAGACUGACUAUAACCGACACUUGGAGCAGAUUUUUGAGCAGGUGGAAAAUCUGCUGAAGGACAUUUGCAAAAAGAAGAUAAGCAAAGAAAGUCUAAAGGAUAUAGAGACCCAUCAGAGUUAUUUGGAGCAAAUACGAAAUCUCUCACAAGAUGCUGAGGAUUCCACGACGAUGUCAGCGGAGAGUGGUCUCUUCUUGAAAAAGUGUAAGGAAUUAUCUAGUCGGGUGAACGCCAUGGAAAAGCUGGAGCCGUCGAUGGAGUCUGAAUUGAAAAAAAUCGAAUUUAAAUUACACAAAUUAUCGCUGUUCGUCGAGCAGGAUAAGUCUUUGAAUGCUGGAGGAAAGUUUGAGUGGGUCGAUAGCGUCCUUGUGAAGUGCUUGCAAGAAGGCUCGUGGCUGUUGGUGGAUCAAGUUAAUCUUUGCAGCCCAGCUGUUCUCGAUAGACUUAAUGGAUUACUGGAACCUGCUGGCGUCCUUAGUAUAGGCGAACGUGGUGUUGAUAAUUCUGGAAAUAUUGUCACCGUAAAACCACACAAGGAUUUUCGUUUGUUCCUUACGAUGGAUCCACGUUACGGUGAAAUUUCCAGAGCAAUGAGAAACAGAGGAGUCGAAAUUUGUAUGCUUGGACACGGAGGCAAUUCCCAUGAGAAUUUAAUUGAUCUUAAAUCGAUGCUUUAUGACUCUGGAUUGACUAGAUCUUCGUAUCAAAAUACAUUGAUAGAGAUUCAUCAACAUGUGGUCAAUGAUAGUUUCACUGUUGAUAAACUCAGUGUGAUACAAUUGGUUCAGGCUGCUUUCCUGAUAAGUCAACAGAUAUCACGUGGAUUCCCAGUGAAGGAAGCUUUUCGUACUGCCUGUAUUGACGUUUACGUAAAAGCUCGAUCAUUGGGUCACUCGCAGAUAAAGGAUCGAUUGAUUUCAAGAAUCGAUGAAACAUUAAAUAACUUCACUGUUGAUAAUCAGAGCAAUGACGUGUAUCUUGACUUGGAUGCUGUUACUUUGAACGUUAACAAUCUUCAGGACAAUUCUAAAUUAACUUUAAUCAGACAGCAGGGAUCGUUGUUAUCUGCCAUUGUUAACAGAUACAAAUUUCUAUUAAAAUCUUCAACGGAGAGCACCGACGAUUCUGCAUUGACGACAGAAUUUUUAAAUGAAUUUUUUCAACUUGAAAACAUUCACGAAUUUACAUUACGUGUCGAACUCUUGGAAAUUCUACCGUACCUCCUGUUAAGCUUCUACGAGACGUCUUCCCUGGAUAACGUCAACCUGAGAAAUCAAUGGCUGGCAAAAAUAUUGAUUGACGAGGAAGCUUUAGAGAAGUUUAAUGCGAAAAGUGCUUCAUUGGCAAAGGAAAUAUCGACUUUUAAUUUUCAUUCCGUUGUAAACACACUGCCCUGGGAUCUUGCCCAAGUGCCAGGAGUUUCUACGGACGUGUCAAAAUUCGAAAAUAUCUCUGACUCCAACAGACUUGCGCUGCUUUUAUAUCUGGAAGCAUUAGGCAUAAAGGAUGGUAAAUUGCUAGAAACAUUGAACACUUCAAAGAACGAGAAAAUCAUGUCAAUCAUACAGUACUCCAAUGCCGUGUACUAUGGUAUGCUCACGUCGCAAUUAAACGAUCAGCCAUUGAUAACUAACUUUGUGAUAUUCCUUGCACAAUUGGACAAAUGCAUUUACCUGAUACUCAAGGAUGCUGCAGUAAAAGUCGAUAACAAGAGAUACGUAGAGAUAAGAAGAAACUUGAAAUGGCGCGCUCGUUUCUACAAGCUUGGAGAGUUUACUCUGAUAGAUAAAUUAAAGAAGUCAAGCAGUCGAUAUGAGAAUCUCGAUCAGAUCUCUUGGCUACUAAGAGUCCAUUACAAGUGGUUGAUAAAAUUUUUGGAAAAUAUAUUUCAACUCUCUAAGGACCUGGCGCUUCGGGACGAAUGCAGCAUCGAGAUUGACUCACUGCGCGCUAUGAUAACAGAGAUAAACAAAAGUCUGAUAACGGUGCAGGAUCGUUUUCGUAAAUUGUCAAGGAAGAUAAAGUUAUAUCUGGAUCUACCACAGCCAUAUUCGUCCGAGGAGGUUCUGAGUGUGUAUAAGAUAUUGAAAAAUGUGUCAAACAAUUUUUCUACGUGGAAGGACAGACAGGCGGGUAAUAAAUUGAAACAGGAAUUGAAAAUUGCUUGUCUUCAGUUCGAGGAAAUUCUAGAAGCAAGAUCCAAAGCGAUAACCCUUUGGCACGAUAUUUACCUGGGCAAAGAAUUGAACGAUGCCGCGUUAUCGACGACUUCGGAGAUUGUGCAACAUUGCGAAGGGAAUUAUUUGUCUUUGAGAAAUUCCGUGGAGAUUUCACAGGUAGUAGCCAGAGUGCACGACAUCAACGAGAAGGAAUUGACGUUAAUGGCCGCCAGGGUGCAACUGUGGCCAAUAUACGAAUACAUGUUCCUAAUAUUGACAGCGUCACUUCAGAAAAGAGUAUCCGAGAAAAUGUUAAACAAUGAAAUGGAUAUGAACAGGACUUCUUGUCUCUUUCCAAAAUUUGCUGAAAUUCCAAGCAUACCCAUAAACCUGUUAGCUGUUUUAAAUGCGAUUCUAAUAAAGAUCGAUAACCCCAUCGAGCGGAAUCAAUUAAUGCCUGAGCUAUUCAUUUGGCUCACACGUUUCGCACAUUCCUCCUACGCUGUCAAAGGUUCUAACAGAUUGUUACACUGGAAUGGAAUAAUCGAAGAAGACAUUGAGAAGUUUAUGGUAGCUUCAGAUGACACGGAGGUGGAGUAUCCGAUCGAAGGACCGAUACUGGUGAAUUUAAUAUCUGAAUUGAUAUUAGAUAAGACUUCAAGUGCUAGGGAGCAAUCAGUGCUAGCUAUGGCCACUCUAGGAACAUAUAGAGCGCGAAUAAAUCAGUUAAGAAUCCUCAACGAGAUCCUAUGGCAGAAUAGCGCGUCUUUGAACUCGGAGCAAUAUAAUUACGCUCUUAAUGAUAUUGGCACGCUCAAGUAUCACUUGAGCGUAUUCCUAUCAGCGACUGAUAAGAUGGAGAAGAUGGACAAGGGCGCAGUGAGCAUCGUCAUGGGAAAAAUAGAGAGUGAAGUUAUCGACAAGAAAAAUGAUCUGAUAUCUCGACUGGAGCGCGACUAUCUCGAACCACUGGCUGAACUUGGUGAACUUUCAGCGAAGUUGGGAGCUAUGGAAAAAAUCAAAGAUGAUAUCCUGCACAGAGGUAAAGCGUGGACGUUACUUGGUUACCUCCAGGUCUUCCUUUUUGGCAAUGUGGGCCAUAUCGAUCCUGUCCUCAAAAUGGGACUCAGACAACGUUACCUCGAGGAAGACAUAGUGGACUGUAAGAGUACGAUUUACAUAGCGCUACUGAACUCGCGAAUUCUCGGAGAUGAUUUAGAUAGUCGCAACCAGCAUCCACGUAUUCUGGAGAUGAAGAACAGUCUUAGGAACUUACUGGAGGAGAAGGACGAUCUUAAGAGUUUCAGUAAGGUUAAUAGAUCACCUAGUGAAUUCACUGCGUUGGCUAAGGAAACCGCUAGCUUCCGGAACACUCUAGGCUCUUACGAUGUUGUGCGUAACCACGUAGAACGACUAACGGAUGUGAUUGCGCGGCUACAGAAAGAACCGAAUGGCUUGAGAGUAAGGAUGGCUGAGGAUGCUACACGGCAGGCAGAGAUGUGGCAGGAAUCCUUGGAACGUUUUUCUGAGCAAAUAGAAAAUAAAUUUCUACCGGGUUAUCCGGAUAUAGUGCUGCCUUUACUAUCUUCCGUAACUCAAUUGAAGCACGGGAUACGGAUACUGGCGAAUGAAACGAAGAAAUUGAUAUCCUUGGCUCGAACGAGUCUUGGUUCAUACACGGUCGAGUCUCUGCUGUACAAUCUAGUGCGAUUUCCAAGUAUUGGUCCCGAGCAAACCAAUUUAUUAGAACUAGUAGACCUGUGCACGUCUCCGGCUACUCGAGAACUCAUUAACAAGAAUCUCAAUGCCGGCAACGUUUUCGCUUCUCUGCAGGAACAAUUUAGAAUCAUGAAAUCCGGUCUCUGUGAACUCUACAAUCACAUUGCACUGGGCAAGGAACUCAGUCGGCCAAUGUGGUCGAAGCUAAAUAAAUUACUACAGCAAAUCGUCCUGAUCUGGAGGCAGCAACAAGCUGAGCUCGAGAAACGCGAGGCAGAGAAGGAGAGUUUGUACAAGAAUCAAGCACAGAUAAAGGGUGAAUCUUUAACGGAUGAAGAAGAGAUUAAGCAGGAACUUCGUAAUUUAUUCCCUACGUAUCGUGACGCUGAUUUUUCUGACAUUGACAGUAUAGAUAAACCAUCCUUGGAACAGCGAGAGGAACUUGCAGAAGAGACAGAACGAUUUGAAGCAUUGAUAACAGAGGACGACGUCAAGGAAGUGCAGGAAAUGCAUUCCAGUAUCGUCGUCUCAUUCACGAGGAGUCAAUGGUUGAAGAACAGUUCAACUAUCAGUGGAUCAAAUUACAUGAAACCAUUGAUUCAAAGAUAUAAGACAUUUGGUCUUUUAUUAGACAACGUCAAUCCUGCUUUAACGGCUGAUCUAACGCCUAAGCUUUACACGAGUCUAAAUCUUUUAACUGCAGUAACAGCAUCCCUUAGUCAGGGCACCAGUAUUGAUCCUGAUAACGAAGAUAAGACUAAUAUCCAAAUGAAACAACGCAAAUCAUAUGAUUUUUACAAGGAUAGUAACGUUGAAGAGAGUAACCAAUGUUUACUAUUGUUAGAACGUAUUAUAAAUAGAGUUGACGAGCUGUUAUUAGAAUGGCCUGAACAUCCUACCCUGAAAUCGAUAAAGAUUAUAUCACAGAGAGUAUACAGUUUUCCAGUGACAUCUUCAGUAUCCAGAUUCUUGACUGGAUUGGAAUUACUUUUAGUCAAGAUGAAAGAGUGGGAGGAAAAUGCACACAGCGGUGUCAGUUUACUAGAAUACUCUUUAUCAUUGACGCAGCAGAUUAUAUCUUGGAGAAAACUUGAACUCGCAUGCUGGAAAGAUUGCCUUAAUGUUUCUCAAGAGCAUUUGAGAUCGCAGACUUCAAAAUGGUGGUUCUUCCUCUACGCACUGAUAGAAUGUUACAUUACCAAACCAUCAUCGCAGAUGACCAAUGAUACUGAGUCAGAAGUAACUGGGGAUGCUGAUAAGGAGGAACCGAUAACACCUAAGAAAUUGAUAGAAUCAUUGGAAUUAUUUGUUAAUCAAUCUAAUCUAGUGGAGUUUAAUACCAGGUUGGAUUUACUUUUGACAUUCCAUUGUCAUGUAUAUCAUUUGAAUCCUAGUCAGGAACGUGAGGAGCUUUUAGCUAUUCUCUGGAACGUAUAUCAUUAUUACGAUCAGUUUAGAAACAACGUAAACGGAAAGAUCAAUACUCUGAAAGCUCCCAUAGAGAAGAAACUGAAGGAUUAUGUUAAGAUAGCUAGGUGGAACGAUAUCAGUUACUGGGCAAUAAAGGAAACUGUGGAAAAGACACAUAGAGCUUUACACAAGUUCAUAAAGGAAUUCGAAACCGGUUUAAAGGAGAGUGUAGCAGGUUGUUUGAUAAUAAAACCAUUACCAUACAAUGCAGAGGCAGACAAAGGAAUUUGGGAUCGUCAAAGCGAAAGAAUAGCUACGAUAAAUCCCCAACACUUUAUUCUACCAAAAAUUACAGAAGAGCAAUACAACCUCGAUUCAGGAUCAACAAAAACAGAUCUCAUAUCACGAGCUGACAAAUUAUUGAACAAAUCUAGAAAAUUGUGCAACGAAACAAUUCUAAUGUCAUCCUAUCCAGGCUUACGAACAGGAUUAGAACAACUAAUUGAGGAUUCAAUGGAUCGUAGUGUUCAUUUAAGAAAUUUAGAAGUUGAUCGUACCCUGCCAAAACCAAAACAAAAAUCCCAAGCCAAGAGUAUUCUCCAGCAGAAGAAAAUGGCUCUGGCAGACUAUUUCAAGAGACUAACACGUAUCGGCGUAUCUUAUCGUACCGGUGUCUUGACCUGGAAAAAUAAACGGGACACGAUCAUAGAUUUAACGGUACCGCCAGUGAAUUUAUUCGCCAGUGCGCAACAGUUGAAAAUAAAGAAGAUAGACGAGCAGAUGCUUACUGAGUGGGAGGGUUGUGAAAAGUAUUACUAUAGGUCGCUCGUAGAAAUAAAUGCUCUGAACGCGUUGCUUACCAGCAACAAUACAGACUUGGGGCUGCAGAACAUGGAACGUUGUAAAGGAUACUCAGCUCAUGUAAUGCUGAUGGCUCACAAACAGAAGAGAACCUUGGCUGAUGCUUACAAUCAUUUUAUAUUGUUGCGCACACAUUUAGAAAAUUUGAAGAACUCCAGAUACGAUGAUUACACCCCAAAGCAAGAUGAUUUGAAAGGAUCUGUGGAUCAAUUUAAACAGUUGAUGAUCACAGUACAGAGUGGUCUGGAACAAGUCCAACUGUAUUUACAGGCUUGUCCAGCGGUUAAUGAUUCUGAAUUGUGCAAUGAAAUUUUAUCAUUGGAUACUGACGAUGUUCCUAUUAUUGUAGCUAGGAAAGGCGAUCCUGUCUGGUUGGAGGCUGACAAUCUCAUAAGGGAUUCUUUGAUGUUACUACAAACUACUGCUAAGAAAUUCAUCGGUGCGUGUGCUCAGUUGGAAGUUGUAGUAAAAGUGGAUAAUUCUUAUUCCAAGCAAAGUACUAGUCUUACAUCGUUUCACUUUAAGAUGCUGAUGGAAUUUUGCAAGGUUCUUGAAAAUGUUAAGGCAUCUAUUUGUCAAUUGGGUAAAGUCUUUGGGAGUGAGAGGAAUGUGACGCAUCCUCUGUUGGAUAAUAUUUAUUUUUUCAUGACAGAGAUUGAGCAGGGUAUUACUAAGUUCCAACAACUUUCUACCGCAUCGUGCGAUACAAAUGAAUUUGGGGUUAAUGAGAUUCCUGGGAAAUUUGAAGCUAAUUUAGAAAAGCUUAUGAACACGCUGCUAUUAGCUAUACAGAAGAAGUACAAGGAUAGUAUAGCUGAAGUAGAUAUACUUGAAGAAAGGGAUAACGAGGAGAAAGAGAUCGAAAAGAAUGAAGAGAAGAAAGAUGAUGAAUACGAGGAUGAUGAGGAAAAUGGAUUACGUGAGAAGUUGAUUGAAUCGCUUGAUAAGGAUAUAAGGGAAUUGAAACUCCGUGAAAUUUCACAACAGUUGAAUGAAAUUCUGUUGAUGAUACAGGAUGUGGAUUCUUAUACUGCUAAUCGUUGUAACCGAUUACUUGGUAAGUGUUUACCAUUGUUGGAGCAGUAUCUUCUAUUGUCCCAGUUCUUUUUGAACGAACAAGUGGCUUCCUUCAGGGUGACUUGCAAAAUCCUGCACCUGCAGCUAAACGUGUUCCUGGAUUUGGCAUCUAACGGUUUUUGCGUUCCAAAGGAUCUUGAUUUGGAAGAGGGAGAUGCUAAUGGUGAGCAGGAAGGCGUUGACAAGGGUGGUAUGGGACUGGGCGAUGGAGAAGGUCAGAAAGAUGUUUCUGAAAGGAUAGAAUCAGAAGAUCAACUGGAGGAUGCGAGACCAGCUGGGCAAGAGAAGGAAGAACCAGUUGAUAAAGAUUGUAAAGAGGAAGAUAAAGGUAUUGAAAUGUCUGAAGACUUUGAUAGUAAGUUACAAGACUUGGAGAAGAAUGAGGAUGAUGAAGAUAACAGUGAGAAAGAAGAUGAAGAAGAAGAUCUGGAUAAGCAAAUGGGUGAGACUGAACAAGGUGCUGAUAAAUUAGAUGAAGAGAUAUGGGGUGCCGACGAAGAUGAAGCUGAGAAUGAAAACGACGAAACGGAAGAGAACAAAGAGGAAACCGGAAAAGGUGAGCAGACAGGCGAAAAGGAAAUGGGAGCUAAGGAUGAGCGUAAUGAUGGAAAGAAUGAAGAGGAGGAACGUGAGGAACAGGGACAGCAGGAAGAGCAGAAGAAGGAAAUAAAUGAAAUGGAGGAACCGGAAACUAACGAGGAUCAAAUUGAUCCAUACCAUGGAAAGCAUCAGCCAGAACCGGAACCAGAGCCCAUGGAUUUGCCGGAAGAUAUGAAUUUGGACGAUGAAGAGGGUAAGGAGGAUAAUCCAGCUGGUGAAGAUAAUCCAUUUGACAUUGACGAAAUGAAGGAUGCUAAACCGCCGCCAGAGAAAGAGGAAGUUGAAAAUACUGAUGAAGAUAAAAAGGACGAUAAACUUCCGGAAGACUCCAGUGACGAAGAGAAUGAGGAUACGCGUGAAGAUAUAAAGGAUCUAGAUAACAAAGAGGAUAAAAUGGAGGAAGAGGCAUCAGAAUCUGAUAAACAAACAGCUACUCAGGCACCGGAAGAAGAUAACAAAGAUCAAGAAGAUGAGACAGAUAAGAAUGCGGAAGAAGAUAAAGAACGGGAAGAAGAAAAAGCGACACCAAGUGCCGACGAUGGUAGCAAAGAAACUGAUGCUGCGGAGCAAGCAGAAAAUAAACAAGAUGGAUCCCGGGACAAGAUAGCAAAUCAAUCAGAGGAUAAAGAACAACAAGAAGCUUCUGAAGAAAAUACCCAAGAUGACAACAACGACAAAGGCACCGGACAGGCGCAAUCCGAGCAACAAGAUUCAGGACAUUCAGGAUCAUCGAUGCAGAACAGUGUACCAAUGGCGGAGAGGCCACAGGAGGAUAAACAAAAAGAUAAGAGAAAGAAUCCUGGAAAGAGUGAUGAAAAUCGAAGCUUAUUAGACAGAAUCGAACCGGAUAAAAAGAAGCAGAAGAUGAUACAUGCAGAAGAUGAAAUGCCACAGGAUGAUAAUCAAGAAGAAGGUGAACGGAGAACAGAAGAUGGUGAAGCUGAUAUGUGUCAACAUGUUAAGCAGACAGAAAAAUUCGACGACUACGCACAAGACGCGGCUACAGAAGAGCAAAGUAAGCAACAAGUGGCAAAUCGAGAGGAUGAAAAGGAAGAUGAGGAAAAAGAUGAGAAUAUGGAUAUAGAUAUGCAUCAAGAUGAAGAGGAGGAAAUGAAUAAAGAGGAAGAAGCUGCUGUUAAGCAAAAUCCAGAAAAAAUGCCAAAGAAUGAUGACAAAAAGGAGAAGAAUAAAUCCAAUGAAAAGGGAAAUAAUGCCGAAGAAGGUCAAAUGGAAACUGUGGUAGAAGUCGAAGGAGACAUAACUGAAACUCUCAGGGUGGAUAGAGGUGACGAGUCUGCAUUUUUCACAAACAUCAUUGACACUGAAGAAAAUCUUUUAACUGUUAAACAAAUUGAAAGAAAACGUCUUGAGGUUGAAAAAAUGUUGAGUCAAUGGACAAAUAUCCCACCUACCGAAGAAGCCACCGUAGCCUGGAACUGCUUAAGUGCAGUGACCGAUGCUGCUGCUAGAGAUCUUUCAGAGAAACUGAGAUUAGUUUUAGAACCGACACAGGCAUCUAGAUUAAAAGGAGAUUACAGGACUGGUAGACGGAUUAACAUGAGAAAGAUCAUCCCAUACAUUGCUAGUCAGUUUAGAAAAGACAAAAUUUGGUUAAGGCGCACUAAACCUUCUAAAAGGGAUUACCAGAUUGUUUUAGCCCUUGACGAUUCCAGUAGUAUGGCAGAUAAUCACUCCAAGGAAUUAGCAUUUGAAUCAUUAUCAUUGAUAAGCAAAGCUAUGACCUAUUUAGAAGUUGGACAACUGUGUGUUAUUAGUUUCGGUGAAGAACCCAAUGUACUUCAUCCACUGGGAGAACCUUUCACCGAACAAAGUGGCUCCAGAUUAAUGCAAGAGAUGCGAUUUGAGCAAAAGAAAACCAUGAUGGGACAAUUGGUUGAUUUCACUGUUGACAUGUUCGAUAGCCAACCUACCUCCUCGGACAAUGCAAAGUUACUUGUCGUACUCUCAGAUGGCAGAGGUGUAUUUUCUGAAGGAACUGACCGCGUCAAUCGUGCUGUCAGAAGAGCAAAACUUGCUGAUAUAUUUCUUGUUUUCAUCAUAGUUGACAAUCCAGUUAAUAAGGAUUCAAUAUUGGACAUAAGAAUGCCUAUGUUCCAAGGUGGAAAACUUCUUGGCAUUCGAUCCUACAUGGACAGCUUUCCGUUUCCGUUUUACAUGAUCCUCAGAGACAUAAACGCUUUACCAGGAGUGCUGAGCGAUGCUCUCAGACAGUGGUUCGAAGUCGUUGGUAAAAUUGACAGUUGAAUAAGUCUACUUAUAAAGUUUAGGGUUAAACAUAUGUAAGUAGCGCUGUAUAAAAGUAUUAGCAGUAGAUCAAAUACAUUCCUAUCACGUGACAAGA